This is a messenger RNA of Ogataea philodendri, 741 nucleotides long. RefSeq lists its product as uncharacterized. The transcript has a single exon. Lineage: Eukaryota; Fungi; Ascomycota; Pichiomycetes; Pichiales; Pichiaceae. The coding region runs from base 1 to 741 and encodes 246 amino acids. The record is from RefSeq and is a predicted model, not a curated record.
AUGCCUCCUAAACGAUUCAAGCAGUCCACGUUGACUGAUUCCCCGAGCUAUGUGUUUUCGCAGAUGUACGGCUCUCCGUUCGACACCAUGUUCCCUGUGGUUGUGUCUCAGAAAGAGCUCCAUUCCAAGGACGGCAUAGACUUCACCUCGAGCCAUCGUUUCGAGGCAAACCAUAUUCAGAAGUACCGCAAGCCCCUGGAUACAAAGUACAACACCCAGCUGGCCGGUGUGAAAAAGACCGGCUACGAUCCUGUUAAAAGAGUGUUUGCACAUUACGAGGAAGACAAGGUGCGUGGACUGCGGUUUGGAGUGUCCACCAUCCGGUUUGGCAACGACGGCAAGUACCAACUCGAGAGAGUCGACUCUAUGUUCCCCGAUACCCCUAUGGGAUCCAAGAGAUCGAUCGAUAGCCUGGAACCUUCGUUUGACUCUACCAGUCCAUCUCCAAUAGUGAUCCACCGUUUGGGAUCGCUCAAGAAACGCAGACACGACAGACUCGACAACUCGAUGACCAUCUCGCAGCGAGGAAUCCUAAGAAUGGUGGACGACUCGCUUGUUUCAAGCGAUACAGAGUUUUACACCUCCAUACUACAAGAGGUGCGGCCACAAACGUCAAAUAUCCGUUCUAUCAGGAAAGAUAAGGAUACCGACAAGGAAAACGUGAUGAUCAGUGCCGAGGACCUCAAGAUGGCUCUCUUGGACAGAGAGCCAGACACGGGGUUCUCGCUGAACGGUAAAUAA